Messenger RNA from Epithele typhae, 1353 nucleotides. Its product is annotated as ClpX ATPase regulatory subunit. Gene Ontology annotation, biological process: proteolysis; protein catabolic process. NCBI's taxonomy places the organism in Eukaryota, Fungi, Basidiomycota, Agaricomycetes, Polyporales, Epitheliaceae. The transcript is spliced from 16 exons. The record is from RefSeq and is a predicted model, not a curated record. Bases 1 to 1353 code for a protein of 450 amino acids. Gene Ontology annotation, cellular component: mitochondrial matrix. Gene Ontology annotation, molecular function: ATP hydrolysis activity; ATP binding.
AUGAGGCCAUCUGGGCUCGCGACGCCUCGAGAGCUGGUGAAUUUUUUGGACCAGUACGUUGUCGGACAAGAGACUGCGAAGAAGGUUCUCUCCGUGGCUGUGUUCAAUCACUACAACCGCGUACAUGCAAACAUGAGGGCAAUGUACUACGAUGAACCGCCUCAUCUCUCUGGAGGGAACUUGAGCAACAACUCAAAGUCUGGGUCAGGGUCCAACUCUCCAUCUCCAGAGCCAUCACAUAGAAUGACCAAUACGAUACCCAUGUUCGAGAAGAGCAAUGUUCUGGUGAUAGGGCCAACGGGAUCUGGAAAGACACUACUAGCGAAGACCCUCGCAAAUGUCCUGGAUGUCCCGUUCUCCGUCAGCGAUGCCACAUCCUUCACACAAGUAUACGUAGGAGACGACGUCGACACAUGUGUUCAGCGUCUGUUGCAAGCGGCGAAUUGGGAUCCAUACAAAGCAAACAUGGGCAUCAUCUACAUCGACGAGGUCGACAAAAUCGCACGGAAGUCUUCUGGUCCCGAGUCAAGUCGAGAUGUUGGCGGCGAAGGCGUUCAACAAGCCCUGUUGCGCAUGAUGGAAGGUUCCAUCGUCAACAUACCCGCCAAAGGGCCCUCGAUGCCUGCGCCAACAGGCGCACGGGCAAGUAGAGGACAGGCGAUGCCUGCCCCGGUUCAAUGGCCUGAUGCGUAUUCCGUGGACACGUCGAAUGUUCUUUUCAUCCUAAGUGGUGCUUUCGUUGGUCUGGAGAAUAUCAUACGCCAGCGAACAUCGAAGGGUUCCAUAGGUUUUACAGCUAAUUUAUCGAAUUCUGAAAGGCGACCACCUUCUACUAGCAUGCCGUUCUUCACUCCAAACAGCGGCUCAAGUGACAAUGCCCAGGCCACGCGGGAUCUUCUCAACGACGUGGAGCCAGCAGAUUUGGUCAAAUUUGGCUUCAUCCCCGAGUUCAUCUCCCGCAUGCCCUCAAUCACGACACUCUCACCGCUUUCACCCAUGGAUCUCCGCCGAGUGUUGACUGAGGUCAAAGGGUCGCUGGUCGCGCAGUAUACCGCUCUGUUCGGCUACUCGGGGAUUGAGAUACGGUUUACGUCUCCUGCGCUCGACCAGAUUUGCAAGAGGGCAGCCGCUCGCGGGGGAGGUGCGAGAGGUUUGAGGGGAAUCAUGGAGACCAUCCUAUUGGAGCCGAUGUAUGAAGCUCCGGGCUCGUGGAUAAAGUAUGUCCUCAUCGACGAAGCUGCCGUUUCUGCCCAGGGCAUCCCGCGUUAUUGGGGUUCAGGGAAAACCGAGGCGGCCAAAUUCUGGAGCGCGUGGGCCGAGGAGGAAGAAGACUACGUCUCCACUCUUUCUUGA